Molecule: messenger RNA, 1695 nt
Organism: Triticum turgidum subsp. durum (durum wheat)
Lineage: Eukaryota; Viridiplantae; Streptophyta; Magnoliopsida; Poales; Poaceae
Source: the annotation of a GenBank genome assembly
AUGAGCAUCGUCCCCAAGGAGACGAUCGAGGUGAUUGCCCAGAGCAUCGGCAUCCCCUCCCUCCCCGCCGAUGUCUCCGCCGCCCUCGCCCCCGACGUCGAGUACCGCCUCCGGGAGAUCAUGCAGGAGGCCAUCAAGUGUAUGCGGCAUGCAAAGAGGACAGUUCUGACUGCCGAUGAUGUUGACAGUGCUCUGAGCCUGAGGAAUGUUGAGCCUGUAUAUGGAUUUGCAUCUGGUGACCCCUUGCGGUUUAAGAGAGCUGUGGGCCAUAAAGAUCUCUUCUAUAUUGAUGACAGGGAGGUAGACUUCAAAGAGAUUAUCGAAGCUCCUCUACCGAAAGCUCCACUCGACACAGCAGUUGUUGUUCACUGGCUAGCGAUUGAGGGCGUCCAACCUGCUAUUCCAGAGAAUCCUCCUAUCGAUGCAAUUUCAGCACCAACUGAAAAUAAAAGGACAGAGCAUGCGAAGGAUGAUGGACUACCAGUUGACAUCAAGCUUCCUGUUAAGCAUAUAUUAUCUAGAGAACUCCAGAUGUACUUUGAUAAAAUAGCAGAGCUUACUAUGAGUAGAUCAAGCACCCCAGUUUUUAGAGAAGCAUUAGUGAGCCUGUCUAAAGACUCAGGCCUUCAUCCGUUGGUUCCUUACUUUUCGUACUUCAUUGCAGAUGAGGUUACCAGGAGUUUGGCCGACCUCCCUGUUCUAUUUGCUCUCAUGCGUGUUGUCCAAAGCCUUCUCCGUAAUCCUCACAUUCAUAUUGAACCAUAUUUCUGUUUUCAGCAUAUUACUUCUAAAAGGGCAACACUUGUUUAUUGCCAGUUGCAUCAGUUGAUGCCAUCAAUGAUCACUUGCAUCGUCGCGAAAAGGCUUGGGCACAGGCUUUCAGACAACCAUUGGGAGCUUAGAGACUUCUCUGCCAAUUUGGUUGCUUCAGUAUGUCGGAGGUAUGGUCAUGUGUACCACAAUCUCCAAAUCCGGUUAACAAAGACACUGGUCCAUGCAUUUCUUGACCCUCAUAAAGCAUUGACGCAACAUUAUGGUGCUGUUCAAGGGAUAUCUGCAUUGGGGCCCAGUGUGAUUAGGCUUCUGCUUUUGCCCAACCUCCAGACGUACAUGCAACUUUUGGAUCCUGAAUUACAACUUGAGAAGCAAUCAAAUGAAAUGAAACGAAAGGAAGCAUGGCGUGUUUACGGUGCCCUGCUGUGUGCUGCAGGCAAAUGCUUGUAUGAGCGGCUUAAGUUAUUUCCUAAUUUGCUCUCUCCGCCAACUCGGCCACUUCUGAGGAGUAAUAGCAGAGUUGCAACAAACAACCCAAAUAAACGGAAGUCUAGUACAGACCUCUCUGCGUCUCAGCCACCUCUGAAGAAGAUGGCGUCGGACGUAUCAAUGAGUCCCAUGGGUUCAGCAGCUACAGUGGCAGGAAACAUGCCAGGAAGCAUGGAUGGGUUCUCCGCCCAGCUACCCAACCCCAGCAUGAUGCAAGCCUCAUCCUCCGGACAGAAGGUAGAAAGCAUGACAACAGCAGGCGCGAUCCGGAGAGACCAGGGAAACAACCACGCGCAAAGGGUCUCCACAGUGCUGAGGCAGGCCUGGAAGGAGGACCAAGACGCCGGGCAUCUCCUGGGGUCGCUGCACGAGGUGUUCGGUGAAGCCAUCUUCUCGUUCAUCCAGCCACCGGAGCUAUCCAUCUUCCUGUAG